Molecule: messenger RNA, 852 nt
Organism: Aspergillus niger
Lineage: Eukaryota; Fungi; Ascomycota; Eurotiomycetes; Eurotiales; Aspergillaceae
Exons: 1
Coding region: 1-852 (283 amino acids)
Biological process (GO): fungal-type cell wall polysaccharide metabolic process
Cellular component (GO): fungal-type cell wall
Source: RefSeq, a predicted model, not a curated record
AUGGUCUCCUUCAAGUCUCUUCUGACCGCCACCACCCUGGCCACCGCCGUUCUGGCCAUCCCUCAUAGUGGCCAUGGCCAUGGCAGCCACAAGCACCGUUCCACUCAUGUCGCCUCCAAGCGGACCUCUUCCUCCAAGCGUGGCGCUGCCUACAACUCUGCUUCCAGCGUUCACACGCUGACUUACGGCUCCUCCGGCAACGGUACCGUCUCCUGGGCCUACGACUGGAACAUGUACGCCGACGGCACCCUCCCCAGUAACGUCGAAUACGUGCCCAUGCUGUGGGGCAGCAAGAUGUUUGGAGGCUGGUUGACCGCCAUCGAGACUGCCCUUGAUAGCGGUAGCAAUUACAUCAUGGGAUUCAACGAGCCCGACUCCUCCUCCCAAGCCUCGAUGACUGCUUCCGAGGCCGCCAGCUCCUACAAGAAUUACAUCACUCCUUACUCUGGCAAGGCUAAGCUCGUCACCCCGGCCGUGACCAGUAGCACCACGGAAGGCGAGGGUCUCAGCUGGAUGAAGUCCUUCCUGUCCGAAUGCAGCGAGUGUGACAUGUCGGUGCUGGCAGUCCACUGGUACGGCACCUCGGCCGAUGAGUUCAAGUCCUUCGUGCAGGAGGCCAUGCAGGUGGCGGACGACAACGGAUUGGACGAGACCUGGGUGACAGAAUUCGCCCUCACCAGCGACGAGUCGGCCGGCGGCGAUGAGAGUUCAGCGGCGGACUUCCUUGACGAAGUUUUGCCGUGGUUGGACAGCCAGAGUGGCGUGGGACGGUAUGCGUAUUACAUGUGUGCAGAUGGGUAUCUGCUCAGCGGGGAGGAGUUGAGCUCGAGUGGAAAGGUCUACGUUGCAUAG